AUGCAUCCCGGCAACGAGACCUACAGAACCAUUUUCAUCACAUAUUUUAAUAUACCUUUUGGUUACUCAGGAACAGACACGUGUACCACAUGUGACGAGUACCUAGCUAAAAUGAAAUGUCUGGAGCAUGAAAACGAAAAACUAGAUCAAACAAAGAAGGAAGACAUAACAGCUAAAAUAAAACAGCUGACCACAUCACAUGACCUGCAUUUAUGUAAAGCAAAAUCAUUUUAUUCAAUUAAAAAGCAAUCAAAGCUUUCAAGUCGUAAAUCAAACGUAACAGAAUCAAUCUGUAUAGACUUCGGUAAACAUUUUCCUAUCCCCAAAAUUACUACUAAUAAUGUAUACUACAAGAGACAGUUGUCCAAUUAUUUGUUCAACGUUCACGUUCUCUCUGACUCAAGAAGUGUCUUUUAUGUAUACCAAGAAACCAUCGCCAAAAAAGGUAGUGAUUCCUGCGGUGGACAAAACAAGAAUUACACCUUUUUCCGCUACUUGUAUUAUCUUGUUCACCAACAAAAAAGGUUUGAUUGUGUGCGAGUUACUUUCCCUAUUAAAGGCCAUUCUUAUAUGGAAAAUGAUAAGAAUAUGGGAAUCAUAGCCAGAGUUGAAACUGUGAAGGAAUUAUGUGACCUCGUCCAAUGUUCCAGAAAAAACCUUCGACCUUUGUAG
Messenger RNA from Psylliodes chrysocephalus, 672 nucleotides. Lineage: Eukaryota; Metazoa; Arthropoda; Insecta; Coleoptera; Chrysomelidae. The record is from the annotation of a GenBank genome assembly.